AGGCUGGACAACGUGAUACUGUUGAAAUGGAAAUAACAGCACUUUCUGGUACCUGUUCAGAAGGAUGUAUUUUUGGUGGCUUGGAGAUAAAAGCUGAUGUUGAUAAACGAUUAACUGGUUAUAGAUUUUGUUGUAAUCGAUCGAAGGGAAAAAUUGUAAUAGCGAAUGGACCGAUAAUUCCUGUUAUACUAUUCAAUAGACGUGAUUAUACACAAGCAUUAAUUAGAUUUCGAUUGAAGAAAAAUCAGAAAUGGAAGUGA
This is a messenger RNA of Loa loa (African eye worm), 260 nucleotides long. RefSeq lists its product as hypothetical. The coding region runs from base 27 to 260 and encodes 77 amino acids. The record is from RefSeq and is a predicted model, not a curated record. Lineage: Eukaryota; Metazoa; Nematoda; Chromadorea; Rhabditida; Onchocercidae. The transcript has 2 exons.